This is a messenger RNA of Haliaeetus leucocephalus (bald eagle), 1158 nucleotides long. RefSeq names its product ketohexokinase (fructokinase) (gene KHK). Bases 1 to 1158 code for a protein of 385 amino acids. The transcript is spliced from 10 exons. Gene Ontology annotation, molecular function: ketohexokinase activity. The record is from RefSeq and is a predicted model, not a curated record. Gene Ontology annotation, biological process: fructose metabolic process. Lineage: Eukaryota; Metazoa; Chordata; Aves; Accipitriformes; Accipitridae.
AUGGCGUGCUGCUGCCGGUUCCCCGGGGGCUCAGCCCCGCCACCCGACCCGCACCCGACCGCCUACCUGUGCUACCGCUCCCGCUCCUGCUGCCGUCCCCUCCCACCCGUGCCGCCACUGCCGCAGCCCAGUGACACAUUAACCUGCCCAGCGGCGCUCCCACGGGCCUGCCAGCACCCCCGCCCAGUACCUGCCGACCCACCCCUGUGCCUGCUCCCCCCGCUGCACCACGUGCAGGUCGGGGUGCAGCGCGUCCUGGCGGGAGGGGAGAAGCGGAUCCUGUGCGUUGGGCUGGUGUGCCUGGACAUCAUCACCGUGGUGCCAGCCUACCCCGCCGAGGACACCGAUACCAGGUGCGUGUCGCAGCGGUGGCAGCGGGGCGGGAACGCCUCCAACUCCUGCACGGUGCUGGCACUGCUGGGAGCCCCCUGUGCCUUCAUGGGCUCGCUGGCCCCCGGGCAUGCCGGAGAUUUCAUUGCAGCAGAUUUCCAGCGCCGGGGCGUGGAUGUGACGCAUGUGGCCUGGCAGCCCCACGGGGACAUGCCCUGCGCCUGCUGCAUCGUCAGCGCCGCCAGCGGCUCCCGGACCAUCAUGCUCUACGACACGAACCUGCCCGAUGUGACGGCCCGCGACUUCGAGCGGGUCGACCUCUCCCAGUACAAGUGGAUUCACUGGGAGGCCCGUAACGCGGCGGAGCAGGCGGCGAUGAUGCGGCGGGUGGAGCGGCACAACCGGGCCCGGCCGGCGGCCGAGCGGGUCCACACCUCGGUGGAGGUGGAGAAGCCGCGGGAGGAGCUGCUGCCGCUGAUGGGCCUGGGCCACGUGGUGUUCAUCAGCAAGGACCUGGCCCAGCAUUUCGGGUACCGCUCGGCUCCCGAGGCGCUGCAGGGGCUGCGUGGCCGCGUGCAGCCGGGGGCCACGCUGAUCUGUGCCUGGGCUGAAGAGGGGGCUGACGCCGUGGGGCCCGACGGGGAGCUGGUACACUCGGACGCCUUCCCCCCGGAGACCCUUGUGGACACGCUGGGGGCCGGGGACACCUUCAAUGCUGCCGUCAUCUUUGCACUCUCGGCAGGGAGGAGCCUGCAGGAUGCCCUCACCUUCGGCUGCCAGAUCGCAGGCAGGAAAUGUGGAAUCCAGGGCUUCGACGGCAUUGUCUGA